AUGCUGAGCUCAGGUCUUCCUUCUGUGUUCCUCUUGCUCACAGCACUGGAGCUGAGCUGGUCCCUGAGUGAUGAAGAGAAGAAAAUCAUCUUGGAUGAGCACAAUAAAUACCGUUCCCAGGUCUCCCCUCCUGCUGUGGAUAUGCUGAGGAUGACCUGGGACGUGGAGCUGGAGGCCUUUGCCCAAGCCUAUGCAGAGAAGUGCAUCUGGGACCACAACAAGGAGAGGGGCCGACGGGGGGAAAACCUCUUUGCAAUGGCUCCAAUCCUGGACCUGGAAUUUGCUGUGGAAGACUGGAAUGCUGAGGAGAAAUACUACAACCUGUCAACUUCCACCUGUGUCCCUGGGCAGAUGUGUGGCCACUACACCCAGGUGGUCUGGGCAAGCACUCAUCAGAUUGGCUGUGGGUCCAAGUUCUGUGAGAAGAUUGAAGGGCUGGAAACAGAGGACAUGUACCUGCUUGUCUGCAACUAUUACCCCCCGGGCAACAUGAAGGGUCGAAAGCCCUACAAGGAGGGACCUUCAUGCUCACAGUGUCCUGAGGACAGAGUCUGUGUCAACUCCUUGUGUGGGCAGGGGAUCCCUUGA
This is a messenger RNA of Chaetura pelagica (chimney swift), 588 nucleotides long. It is a transcript of the gene PI16, whose product is annotated as peptidase inhibitor 16. NCBI's taxonomy places the organism in Eukaryota, Metazoa, Chordata, Aves, Apodiformes, Apodidae. The coding region runs from base 1 to 588 and encodes 195 amino acids. The record is from RefSeq and is a predicted model, not a curated record. The transcript has 5 exons. Gene Ontology annotation, cellular component: extracellular region.